Molecule: messenger RNA, 1200 nt
Organism: Nematolebias whitei (Rio pearlfish)
Lineage: Eukaryota; Metazoa; Chordata; Actinopteri; Cyprinodontiformes; Rivulidae
Product: ceramide kinase family protein
Exons: 11
Coding region: 1-1200 (399 amino acids)
Molecular function (GO): kinase activity
Source: RefSeq, a predicted model, not a curated record
AUGGAGAGCGACCUGAGGCUGGAGUCGAGUCUGUGGGUUGGAAACAAGAGAUACCUGGCUGUUCUGACAGGAUGGCAUUUCAGAUGGACCGAGGCAGACAAGAAGAAGCGGGACAAGAAAACAGUUUCAGUGCCUGUGGCCGAGUUGGUUGGAGUGGAGGAAGGCCUAGUGGAGAUCCUGCCUCGCAAAUCUGUGGAAGAUAGAGACAAAGAUUUUACAGUUUUCUACGUGAAGCGUAGCAGCACCAGGAACUCCUAUGGGUUGCUAUGGAAACUGGGCCGGAUCCAGUUCAGCUGCCCCAGCCGAGUCCUAAGAGACCAGUGGACAAAACAGCUAAAGACUGCUGUCAAAACACACAGUCCUUUGCGACCACAGAGACUGUUGGUGUUCAUCAAUCCAUAUGGAGGAAAGAAAAAAGGAAGGCAGAUCUAUCAUUCCCUGGUGGCCCCUCUGUUUGAGCUGGCUGAUAUCAGCUCCCAUGUGAUAGUGACUGAAAGGGGAAACCAGGCCAGAGAUCACCUCCUUAAGAAGGAUCUGACAGGCUUUGACGGCGUGGUGUGUGUGGGCGGAGAUGGCAUGUUCAGUGAAAUACUCCAUGGUGUGAUUGGGCGCACGCAGCAAGAGGCAGGCGUUUGUGAGAACGAUCCUGCUGUCACUUUGCAGCCGUGUCCACUUCAUAUCGGCAUCAUCCCUGCAGGUUCGACAGACUGUGUGUGCUACGCAACAGGGGGAGUGAUCGACCCCGUUACUUCAGCUUUGCACAUUAUUGUUGGAGACUCUCAGCCUUUAGAUGUGUGUUCAGUCCAUUAUGGCUCUGGGUUGGUGCGUUACUCAGUGUCUCUGGUGGGCUAUGGCUUCUAUGGAGAUGUACUGUCUGAGAGUGAAAAACACCGCUGGAUGGGACCUGUCAGAUAUGACUACUCAGGUGCACUGGUGUAUCUGAGCAACAGGAGCUAUGCAGGGACAGUUCAUUAUCUCCCAGCAGACCCACUGCUCUCCAGCCCUAGAGACAAAACACGCUGCCUCUCAGGGUGUGGUGUGUGUGCCAGAAGCACAGAAAGACUUUUCCCCAACUCUUCAGACUCAGGCUCCCUGUACAGUUCGUACUCUGGACAGUUCAAUACUGAAUCAGAAGAUAAUGGCAGUAACACUGCCUUUGCCAAGCUGCCACUCCUAAAGUCAAAGUCUGCACAUGUCUAA